CUAGAUCUGUUUGGUUCCCCAUUUGCAGCAAAUGGCAUCAGCUAGUGUGGUGCCUGCGACUGGAUUGAGAAACACAAGUGGAAAUGCUUUCAGCAUGGAUUGGUUGCCUGAAGAAAUGAAUGAUAUGAAGAUAAGGGAUGACAACGAAAUGGAAACUGUUGUGGUCGAUGGACAUGGCACAGAGAUGGGUCAUAUAAUCAUGACAACCAUUGGGGGUAGAAAUGGCCAACCAAAGCAGAGCAUCCUGGGCUGUACAGGAUAGCAGUGCAGGACCCAAAUAUUCAGAGACCACUACCACAGAUGUGGCAGGGCAGGGGCAAGCUGCCACUGAUGAGUUCAUGUUUGAGCGUUUCCGCAAACGAGAACGCCUUCGUGUCAUGCAUAGAUAACACAUGCCAGCCUGUGAUCUGGUCUCCAACCACCACUAAAAUGGCACCACAUGAGGUUUUUAGCUUCCUAUCACCAGUUCCAUGUAAAUAUUUCAGUGAAAAUCGUGCUGCUACUGUCGAGUAUUCUUUUCUAGUAAA
Molecule: messenger RNA, 527 nt
Organism: Magnolia sinica
Lineage: Eukaryota; Viridiplantae; Streptophyta; Magnoliopsida; Magnoliales; Magnoliaceae
Product: shaggy-related protein kinase NtK-1-like
Exons: 3
Coding region: 32-262 (76 amino acids)
Source: RefSeq, a predicted model, not a curated record